CCAUCACUACAAGCCGCUGUGAGUUGCGCCGUGGUGUGUUUGCAUGCUUGUGUGUGUUCAAACGGGAAAAGCUCACACAGAGAGGUUUCUACACCAACAUGUAGCUUUAUAACAACACCACCGCGAUGACCAGGGUUUCGUUAUCACUGUUUACUUCACCGUAAAUAGACGACGCUUUUCGCCGGAUCUGAUGGAGGGAGCAGUGAGGCCGGUCGAGGCCGGAGGAAGCUCAUCCUCAGCCGGGGCCGCUGUGGCAGAGGAGACGGAGACCGUUAUUGGAGUCGGAUACGGGAUAGAAGACGCCGCUGGUAAGAAGCCCUGUAUAACUGAGAUGCCGUCCUCAUCCUGCCACCCCGGCUCCGGCCCUGAGAAGAAGAUUGGCCAUCGGAGGGUUGAUGCCUCAGGGGAGACCACGUACAAAAAGACCACCUCUUCAGCCUUGAGAGGUGCGAUCCAGCUGGGCAUUGGCUACACGGUGGGCAACCUGAGCUCCAAACCCGAGAGAGACGUGCUCAUGCAGGAUUUCUAUGUGGUGGAGAGCAUCUUCUUUCCAAGUGAGGGCAGUAAUCUGACUCCAGCGCACCACUACCCAGACUUCAGGUUUAAAACCUACGCCCCUGUGGCGUUCCGCUACUUCCGAGAACUCUUCGGGAUUCGACCCGACGACUACCUGUACUCUUUAUGUAAUGAGCCCCUGAUCGAGCUGUCAAACCCCGGUGCUAGUGGAUCCAUCUUCUACGUUACCCGUGACGACGAGUUCAUCAUCAAAACUGUACAGCAUAAAGAGGCGGAGUUUCUGCAGAAACUGCUUCCUGGGUACUAUAUGAAUCUGAACCAGAACCCACGGACACUGCUCCCUAAAUUCUUCGGCCUGUACUGCAUACAGUCUGGUGGGAAGAACAUCCGGAUCGUGGUAAUGAACAACGUUCUGCCACGUGUCUUCCGCAUGCACCUGAAGUUUGACUUGAAGGGCUCCACAUAUAAGCGCAGAGCAUCCAAGAAGGAAAGAGAGAAAGCGAAGCCUACCUUUAAAGACCUGGACUUUAUGCAAGAUGUGCCUGAUGGAUUACUGCUGGACACAGACACUUACAACGCCCUGGUCAAGACCCUGCAGAGGGAUUGCCUGGUGUUAGAAAGCUUUAAGAUCAUGGACUACAGCCUGCUCCUGGGUGUCCACAAUGUGGACCAAGCUGAGCGUGAGCAGCAGACGGAGGGUUCUCAGAGCAGCAGUGAUGAGAAAAAGCCUGCAGCUCAGCGAGCACUUUACUCCACAGCAAUGGAGUCCAUUCAGGGAGGAGCUACAUGCGGAGACUCCAUUGACACGGAGGAUACAAUGGGGGGAAUCCCAGCAGUGAGUGGGAAAGGCGAGAGGCUGCUGCUCUUCAUUGGCAUCAUAGAUAUUCUGCAGUCUUACAGACUCAUUAAGAAGCUGGAGCAUACAUGGAAAGCACUGGUCCAUGAUGGAGAUACAGUAUCGGUGCACAGGCCAAACUUCUAUGCUGACCGGUUCUACAAGUUCAUGAGUUCUACAGUAUUCAAGAAGAGCUCCUCACUGAAGUCCUCUCCCUCCAAGAAGAGCCGCAAUGCACUGACAGUGCCCAAGCAUAGUGGGCCUGGGGCAGCCUGGUCAGCCAGUCAACUUCCUUCAGAGAGAGACCACCACAUCUAUGACCUGAGAGGAGCGCGUAGCUUUCCUGUGCUGGAGAACGACGGUCUGCAGCCAUGUACUCCUCCAUCAUUUGAGGAGGCCACCACAGCCUCGGUUGCCACCACGCUGUCCUCCAACACGUCCAUAUCGAUCCCAGAGCGAUCCCCUUCUGACACAGCAGAGCACCCCCGUUACAGGAGGCAAACCAUGUCUUUAAAAGACAGUGAUGGAAGGAUGGUUGAUGUCCAUGAGGAGGACCAGCAGACUAUCACAGUGCAGGUGGAGGUUAAGAGACAGACAGAAGAUGAAGAGGAGAAAGACGAGCCAGUGAUGGAGCAGAAAGUAGAGUUUGACGCUGACUGUGUGUUCUCCUUUACACCACCUCCUAGAGAGAGCAGUGUGCCUGGGGAAGCCGAUGUCCUCUCCAUGCAAGAAAUCAGAGAGACUGAGAUUCUGGACGAUAUCAUCCCAGAGAUAGUCGACCAUCCACAGGUAGCAGAUCUCCUUCCACCUGCAUCGCCACUGGCAACCGUCUCUCUCGAGGAUGUCGCCCUGGAAACAGGCACCGAUGCAGAAGCAUCAGCCACCCUGGAGUCAGGAGCUCUGGAUACGCAGGCUCUGAGCUCUGCGCUCGGCAGACACCAAUCUCAGUCCCUCAGCCAGGCGUCUGUGGACGAGGAGGCUGUGCCAAUCACCGAUAUCUAUUUUCAGCCUCCAGAGGACAGGAGCUGGGUUUAUUCCCCCCUCCACCAUCGCUCCGAGUCUCAGCCCGUAUCUGACGGAGAGAGCGAGGCAUAAACCCUACGCAGUGUGAUAUGUUGAACUCGGAGCUGCUCUGUCCUUUCGUCGGUCACGUCCACGAGCCCUGCAGAAGGGACCCUGCUUUGCCAAGCAUUACGGGGGGAAAAAAAUAGUAUGAGAACUAAUAUUCUCUCUCUAUAAAGAGAAUCUCGUCAGCCAGUUGAUGCUCGGUCCUUUCCCAGGUCUAAAUCAGAUCAAGCGAAUAUGAGAACUGUCUCGUAAGAAGGACUUCCUGAUUCCUGUGACACGCAUAUAUGACUCUCUGCUCCGAGCCUCAUUCUCCAGUCGCAUUCACACGAUCCUUCAUCCAGUCACGGUAAACAUUCUUCCAACACGUCUCAGCGACUUUAGUCUUCACCAAAACUUUUUGUUUUUUCUUCUUUUUCACAUUCCAGCCAUUCCCCAUGCUAUGUAAUGCCGUCAGUAAGUUUGCUGAAAACUGAACUUCAGCUUCUUCUCCGUGAUGCUGUGCUGUAGGAGUUCCCCAGGUUUGGGGACGGACGCUGCUCUCUCACGUCUUCUACAACAUAUCAGUGGCCGUGGCUCAGACUCCGUAACCGAUACGCAGCCACGGCCGUAAAAAAACCUUUCCAGGGUUCAAUAUGUCGUUUAGAGCAUAUCAGACAAGUUGGUUGCUGGUGUUAAGUACUGUGUCCUGAAAAACAUCAGUAUUCUCAACAUCCUCCACUACAGUAGACGUUCACUUCAGCUAAUGUAGGAGUGAAUAUUAAAAAGUGUCACAUUUUUGUUUGUUUUUUUCUUUCAUAUAAUUUAGGAUGUCGUUUUACAUUCUAGAUGUUUUUCAUUUUUCAUUUUUUCCCACAGAUUUGGGUUCUCUGAUCCGACCGUUUGUUUGUUUUUUAUGGAAACAACACUACGAUAUAGUGUACUGAAUCAUUCCUGAAUUAUUACUGACAUUCUAUUUAAAGAGAUAAUCUCAGAUAUUCAUGGAUUUACUGCCAUGCAACUGUGUGUGUGUGUGUGUGUGUGUGUGUGUCCAUGCCCACAAGUAUGUAUGUUGGAGUCUUAAUACUCAAUACUGUGGUAAAAAAUAAAUAUAUAUAUAAAUAUAUAUAAAAAUAUAUUCAAAUUCCAUUCUAACUCUCUCCAUGUAAAACUCUAUAGAUUUUCUUCUUACUUUCUUCAAGCCAUGUCCCAUGAAAGCUUUAUGUCAUGCAUAAACUAUGUACAAUUUCUUAUUUAUUAUUGUUUUUAAACAUGAUUUGAUUUUUUUUUUAAAAAUCCUCUUUAUAUGUUUUUUAUUUCUACAUCUUAAAUCGAUUGCGUCCGGAUGUUGAAUGUGGCGUAGCAGAAUAAUCCACAGCAUCACAGUACAGUAUGUGUGAUCGCCUUAUUCGGAUACAUUAUUUUGAUAGCUUAAGAAGAACGGAUCGAUUUUCCCGACGUGUUCGUAAUCAAUCGGCGUGCUAUUUUUCCAGAUAUAACGACACAGCUGGUGUUGUAGCUAUAAGAUACAUAUGUGACCAUCAGUAUAGUGUAUGGUUUAAUCGAUAGGGCUUUUAUUUUUGAUUGCAUGUAAGAAAAAAACUAGGAAGGGAUACAUUAAUAACAUGAGGAAGAGUUCUUGUCCUGUAUUCCAAACCCAGUUUGUUCGAGAUGUCUGGUGUAAAGCUCUACUGUUUGUAUGUAGUGUGGGGAAAAAAAAAAAAAAAAAAAUCCUCGGUAGUCCAUGUGAGUGAGUGUGUGUGUGUGUGUGUGUGUGUGUUUUACUGGUUGAGGAAGAUGUGCUUUAUUAGCAGUUAUUUCCAUCAGUCUUUUCCUCAAAGGCGUUGCAUGUAUUCAGCACUAAGAUGCUCUGUUGAGAUAUUUAUCUGUGUCCAUCUCUAAAGGCGUUUAAAGUGACGCUCUGUGUGUUUGUACAGAUCAGUGGAUGAUUAAUGGUGUAAAAAAAUAAAAAUUAUCCUUAAAAAUAA
Hemibagrus wyckioides is the source of this 4383-nucleotide messenger RNA. RefSeq names its product phosphatidylinositol-4-phosphate 5-kinase, type I, gamma b (gene pip5k1cb). The transcript is spliced from 18 exons. Gene Ontology annotation, molecular function: phosphatidylinositol kinase activity. Bases 191 to 2446 code for a protein of 751 amino acids. NCBI's taxonomy places the organism in Eukaryota, Metazoa, Chordata, Actinopteri, Siluriformes, Bagridae. The record is from RefSeq and is a predicted model, not a curated record. Gene Ontology annotation, biological process: phosphatidylinositol metabolic process.